CAAAAAAAGGACAGAGGGAGUACUAGUAUUGUGGAGUUGAGAAGAAGCCCAUAUCUCUCUCUCUCUCUCUCCUUUUACACACUCCCAUGUAACCAUUGCUCCCGAUUUGCCGGCUGCCAAACGCUAGCUAGAGUCAUCAUGUCAGGCAACAAACCACGGCCGGUCAUCGGAAAGCUUGUCGGAGGGUGGGGAUCCGGUGAAAGAUUCGGGUUUGCGGAUGCUCCGGCUACUAGCCCAAGAAGUCCUUUAGACGUCAAGAUCCAAUCCCCAAGAGUCCUCAAGAAUAUUUACGAUCUUGGUGGGGUUGGACUUGGUAUUGUGGCUGCCCUCGAGAAAUCUGCAGGCGACCCCGGGUCGGAUACUCGGGCCAGUAAGCCUGUUUUUGUCCGGAAUUUGAGCCGGAAUUCCAACCCGAUUCCGGUUAAAUUACCACCUAACGAUAGUGAUCGCGGUGGAUGCAGAAGAGAGUUGGAGGAAAUGGAGUUGAUUGAUGAUUUAGAGGAGGAUUAUACUUUCGUGACCUUUCAUGGGCCAAACAAGGACUACGACACUAGAGUUUAUCGUGACAAUGGAGUUGAAAUCGGCAGAAGUGGGGGGUGGCAUGAUAGAAUUGUGAUCGAUAAGAGAAGCGAAAACUGUGGUCAUGUCGCUGCUUUCGACAUAUCGCCGGCGCUAUUCGGAGACGAUACGAGGGCUUGUCCUGGAUCUGAUUUUCUCAGUUCAUGCCACUUGUGCCAGAAGAAGCUCCACGGCAGAGACAUUUACAUGUAUAGGGGAGAGAAAGCAUUUUGCAGCACGGAGUGUAGAUUCAGGCAGAUAGUAACGGAUGAGCGGAAGGAGCAGUGCUGCAGCUCUGAAGCUUCAAGAUCAGCUGCAGCAGAUGUUUCAAACUCGCCUUACGCCAACGGCCGGAUUUUCACCACCGGGAUUCUUGCAAUCUAGGCUGUUAUUACUCUGUGAUAGCGAUUAUAACUGUGGCGAAGAUACACGUGUAUGCAUUUUACGUAAAAGUUGGAAGCUAUAAUGAUUUCCCUUCGCAAUUUUGCUUGAAGUUUGGGAUGUAAGGGAUGGAAAAAGGAAGAAGACGAUCUCCUAUACUUUCAUUAUAGUUUUCAAUUUUAUCAAGCUGUCAUUUUAGAUAA
Messenger RNA from Rhododendron vialii, 1142 nucleotides. RefSeq names its product FCS-Like Zinc finger 14-like. NCBI's taxonomy places the organism in Eukaryota, Viridiplantae, Streptophyta, Magnoliopsida, Ericales, Ericaceae. The record is from RefSeq and is a predicted model, not a curated record. Bases 139 to 942 code for a protein of 267 amino acids. The transcript is spliced from 2 exons.